Molecule: messenger RNA, 1391 nt
Organism: Panthera uncia (snow leopard)
Lineage: Eukaryota; Metazoa; Chordata; Mammalia; Carnivora; Felidae
Product: CUB and sushi domain-containing protein 2-like
Exons: 8
Coding region: 1-924 (307 amino acids)
Source: RefSeq, a predicted model, not a curated record
AUGCGACAUCACACCUUUUCUGAUUUCCACCGGAUUAACAGCUUUGCUAAUCUUCUUGAAGCCUUCCAUGACCAUGGAACGUGCCAGUACAGUAGCAGCAAUGUCAAGAAGCAAAUUGAGUUGAAGUCUCGAGGUGUGAAGCUGAUGCCCAGCAAAGAUAACAGCCAGAAGACAUCUGUGUUAACUCAGGUUGGUGUGUCCCAAGGGCAUAAUAUGUGUCCAGACCCUGGCAUACCUGAAAGGGGCAAAAGACUAGGCUCGGAUUUCAGGUUAGGAUCCAGCGUCCAGUUCACCUGCAGCGAGGGCUAUGACCUGCAAGGGUCCAAGCGGAUCACCUGUAUGAAAGUGAGCGACAUGUUUGCGGCCUGGAGCGACCACAGGCCAGUCUGCCGAGCCCGCAUGUGUGAUGCCCACCUUCGAGGCCCCUCAGGCAUCAUCACCUCCCCCAAUUUCCCUAUUCAGUAUGACAACAAUGCACACUGUGUGUGGAUCAUCACAGCACUCAACCCUGCCAAGGUGAUCAAGCUGGCCUUUGAGGACUUCGACUUGGAAAGGGGCUACGACACCCUGACGGUGGGGGACGGCGGGCAGGACGGGGAUCAGAAAACUGUCCUCUACGUCCUGACAGGUACGUCGGUCCCAGAUCUCAUUGUCAGCACCAACCAUCAAAUGUGGCUCCUCUUCCAGACCGAUGGCAGUGGCAGCUCCCUGGGAUUCAAGGCUUCUUACGAAGAGAUCGAGCAGGGCAGCUGUGGCGAUCCUGGCAUCCCUGCCUACGGCCGAAGGGAAGGCUCCCGGUUCCGCCACGGUGACACACUCAAGUUUGAGUGCCAGCCUGCCUUUGAGCUGGUGGGGCAGAAGGCAAUCACGUGCCAAAAGAAUAACCAGUGGUCGGCUAAGAAGCCAGGCUGCGUGUGUAAGUGAGCGGGGAGGAGGCCGCUUUGGGGUCUUCAUCAAGAGGCAGGGGGCCCCGUUUCCCAGCUAAUUCCAGGGCCCCAUCCUUGGGAACCUUGCGGGUCAUAACAACAGCUUCUGGUUGGUUUCUUUUCCUCCCAGCGUUGCUGGUUGGGUCCUCCUUUCUGGCAGUAACGUAGACUGUGGCACCGAGAAUGAUCGAUCUUGACAUUUGGGGGCCUUCUUCAACAUCUUCCCUUCAACGUCUUCCCUUCCGUGGUGAUCCUUGAGAGCAAGGUAGAGGCCACUGGGGCUUGGCCCACCAGGCUCUGAGCCAGACAUUUGCUCCUCGCUCUUGUUGCCGCCAGUGACACCAUACAAUCAAACCAGGGUGGAAGGGACGGGCAAGUUUGUAAGACUGUCAACUCUGUACCAGCCUCUGCGUACUGUGGGAAACCACAGCCUUGCCAGGAUAUGAGAAGCUUUCCUCAGAUUGC